Molecule: messenger RNA, 2405 nt
Organism: Trifolium pratense (red clover)
Lineage: Eukaryota; Viridiplantae; Streptophyta; Magnoliopsida; Fabales; Fabaceae
Product: NADP-dependent malic enzyme 4, chloroplastic
Exons: 20
Coding region: 306-2072 (588 amino acids)
Biological process (GO): pyruvate metabolic process; malate metabolic process
Cellular component (GO): chloroplast
Molecular function (GO): malate dehydrogenase (decarboxylating) (NAD+) activity; malate dehydrogenase (decarboxylating) (NADP+) activity; NAD binding
Source: RefSeq, a predicted model, not a curated record
AUGAUCAAACUUCCUAGUUCCUCUUCACCUUUUGUCAGAUAGAGAAAAACAAGGAAAUUGAAUCUUCUCCUAAAGACUCUCUCUCUCUCAAUCCCAUUUCUUUCUCUCUCCCAUUGGAUUCAAACAACCGCAACUCCCUCUCCUUCAAACACUUGUCUCACAAUCAUGAUCUCAAAAACUUCAACUUUCAUGUGCAACUCAAGCAUUGUUGGGUUAUCUUCUUGUAGUAAGCAUAAAGGUUCUUUGAGGUGCAUUGUUUAGGUCCUACCAAGAAAUCAGUUGAUCACAGUCCCAUCAGUGUUGUCAUGGCAACAAGUAACGGUUCAAGUUCCACGGUGUCUGACAUUGAUGAUAACCCCACCAUUGCUGGAGGUGUUAGGGAUGUUUACGGCGAGGAUAGGGCCACUGAGGAUCAGUUUGUUACUCCUUGGAGUGUUUCUGUUUCCAGUGGAUAUACUUUGUUGAGAGAUCCACAUUUUAAUAAAGGACUAGCCUUCACUGAGACAGAGAGGGAUGCACACUACUUGCGUGGUCUUCUUCCCCCAACUGUUAUUUCACAAGAAACUCAGGUGAAGAAAAUGAUCCAAAACAUAAGACAGUACCAAGUUCCAUUGCAGAAGUACAUGGCAAUGAUGGAUCUUCAGGAGAGAAAUGAAAGGCUGUUUUACAGGCUUUUAAUCGAUCAUGUUGAGGAGUUACUACCGUUUGUUUAUACUCCAACUGUUGGUGAAGCUUGCCAGAAAUAUGGAUCCAUCUUCAUGCAUCCUCAGGGUCUUUACAUAAGCUUGAAAGAGAAAGGAAGGAUUCUUCAAGUGCUUAGGAAUUGGCCUGAGAAGAACAUUCAAGUCAUUGUUGUAACUGACGGAGAGCGGAUCUUGGGUCUUGGGGAUCUUGGCUGUCAAGGGAUGGGAAUACCAGUAGGAAAACUUUCUUUAUACACUGCACUUGGUGGAGUCCGCCCUUCUUCCUGCUUGCCUAUUACCAUUGAUGUUGGUACAAACAAUGAGAAGUUGUUGAAUGACGAAUUAUACAUAGGGCUCAAACAUAAACGAGUAACUGGGAAGGAAUAUGCUGAACUUAUUGAUGAAUUCAUGACAGCAUGCAAGCAAAAUUAUGGAGAAAAACUCCUCAUCCAGUUUGAAGACUUUGCAAACCACAAUGCUUUUGAUCUACUUGAAAAAUAUAGGACAACGCAUCUUGUUUUUAAUGAUGAUAUUCAGGGAACUGCAUCAGUGGUCCUUGCAGGACUUGUUUCGGCUCUGAAAUUGGUUGGGGGAAGCUUGGACGAGCAUCGUUUCUUAUUCCUUGGUGCUGGAGAGGCAGGCACUGGAAUCGCAGAACUCAUAGCACUCGAAAUAUCAAAACGGACAAAUUCCCAGCUGGAGGAAGUGCGCAAGAAUAUUUGGUUGGUGGACUCGAAGGGCUUGAUUGUGAGUUCUCGCAAAGAAUCACUCCAACAUUUUAAGAAGCCCUGGGCUCAUGACCACGAACCUGUUACGGAACUUGUAGAUGCUGUAAAUCAAAUUAAGCCAACAGUGUUGAUCGGAACAUCAGGGCAAGGGAGAACUUUUACGCAAGAUGUCAUUAAAGCGAUGGCCUCAAUUAAUGAGAAACCAAUUAUUCUUUCACUAUCCAACCCAACAUCUCAGUCAGAAUGUACUGCCGAAGAAGCUUAUACAUGGACCGAGGGACGAGCCAUUUUUGCUAGCGGUAGCCCAUUUGCCCCAGUUGAAUAUGAUGGAAAAGUGUUUGUGCCUGGCCAGUCUAAUAACGCGUACAUCUUUCCUGGAUUUGGUCUCGGUUUAAUAAUGUCUGGUACAAUCCGAGUGCACGAUGACCUGCUUCUGGCAGCUUCGGAGGCUUUGGCUUCACAGGUGACGCAGGAAGACUAUGACAGGGGACUCAUAUAUCCACCAUUCACUAGCAUCAGAAAGAUUUCGGCACACAUAGCUGCCAAAGUGGCUAGUAAGGCCUAUGAGCUUGGUUUGGCGACUCGCCUUCCUCGACCAAAAGAUUUGUUGAGUUUUGCGGAGAGCUGUAUGUAUACCCCAACUUACAGAAGCUACCGGUGAUGGGACAAUAGUCCUUUUUUGUUCAAUUUUUUUAGGUUUUAUUUCAUGAGAACUACAUCUUUUUUUUAUGUACCUUUUGUGCUUUAGUAAGUUUUUCUAUUCUUAUGGGUGAAAUUAGGAAACUGGUAAUAGUAGUGGUAGCAGAACUUUAGUAUAGUUUGAGAUAUUUUCUUUUCUGCUAUUAUAUUUAGGUUACAACAAAAAACUAGAAAAUGAAAAGUAGUUGAAAGCAUCUAAAAGCAUAAAUAAUGCUUGCACAUUUAAAAAAAUGUAAAGGUAUUGGUUGUUUCAACUUUCAAGUGAAUACUAACAAAUCAACAAUUAACAUACUAA